Messenger RNA from Phyllotreta striolata, 510 nucleotides. The record is from the annotation of a GenBank genome assembly. NCBI's taxonomy places the organism in Eukaryota, Metazoa, Arthropoda, Insecta, Coleoptera, Chrysomelidae.
AUGAUUUUCUUGUCUGCUACUUCGGAAGCAAAAUUAUUAGAAUCAUCGCACGCCUGGUUAGGUGCUUCCACUUCUUCUAUCGCCGAUUUUCCGACUUUGCUAAAGCUUAAAACGCCGACGUGGACGCAGGACCAGCUAAAGGAGGCCAUCGACGCCGUCGUAACGCAAAAGAUGCGCUUCACGCAGGCCUCGGCCAAAUACGGCAUACCCAAAGGCACGCUCUACGACAACAUCCUCGGUAAGUCGAAGCGGAUGGCCGUUUUGGACGAGGCCGGCCUCACCUACGCCGAGGAGAUGGCCGUGUUGAAUUUCUGCUGCGACAUCUCGCACACGCCGUACAACCGGCGCACCAAGAAGAGCCUCAAAUCGGUGUUGGACUUCGUCGAGAAGAUGCGCAGGCUUCGGGAUCCCGAAUUCAUGUUCACCGGUUUGUCGGGGUUCCGGUGGUGGUGGGCGUUUUGCAAGAAGCACAGCAUCGGUUCGCUCUAUUACGAGAACAACGGGAGCUAA